GUGUCCUCACUGUCCUGUAUUUUAAGACUUGGCAGAAGAAACCGUGUAGGACCUGGUAUGCUCAAUUUAACCUCUUCUUAUAUAAAGAUAUAGGUAUGAGAUAUGCAUAUAUCUCUCACUAUGAAGUCUUAAUAAUCAUAUGCUCAAGAGUCAAGUCUCCUCAUCUUUAUUUUAUCUUUUUCAGAGUGAAGUUGCCUUGUAUCUUCUUAUGCAUUGGAGCAGUAUUAUAAUUUAUGGAUUGGCCCAAAAACUUUUUAUGUAUAGAGAUACAUGUUAAGUAGUCAUCCCAUAUUAUCAAAGUCCUGCAGUUCUGCAAAACUAUCCUGUAACAGUUAGCUCAGGUGACCUUAAUCUGGGUCUCUAUGUCUGGUUCUGAAAGCCCUAUCCUGGAGCAAAAACAGAACCCCAGUGGUCAGUCAUCUCUGCCUCUGGAAUCAGAAGGAAAAUCUCAAUUUGUAUCAGUCAGCGACAGAAUACCAAACUCCAAGGUAUCCAAAUCUGGUGCAUCGGAUGGUGAAGAAAGCUACACAGUUUUCUCUGACAAUGCACAAAAUAAGAACAAUGAACAAAUGAUCAAUUCAAAUGAUCCUCCAGCAGAUGCAGAAACAGAAACUUUUCAACAAAAUGAAGGCCCAGCUCAGGCUCCAAGAGUAGAUCUAAAGGGCCAGCAGUGCGAAGUCCCUCAAUUUGGUGCCUCCGCUUAUUUUGAGAAUAAACGGAAAGACAAAAAUGGUGAGCCCACAGCAUCACAGAACGAUCCCAAGAUGAACCGAGAUUUGCAUCCUCGUAAGGAUCCUCCGGCUGAGGCUCGUCCUGCACCAGCUAAACCAGUACCACAACAAGAAGCACGGUCAAAGGUGUCGCAGUUUGGGACUUGGGAGGGUGCAGGUGAAGCUGGCCACACACAAAGUUUUGAGAAUGUUAGGAAAAAUAACAAAAAUGGGCGCACUGUCACACCAGAACCUUCUAAUGCACCUCAACUGAACCGGGAUGUUAACAAUACUCCAACUAAAGAGGGCCGUCCAAAGGUGCCUCAGUUUGGGGCUUGGAAAGAGGGAGAUAAUGAUGGUGUAUACACAGCUUAUUUUGAAAAUGCUCGUAAAUAUAAGGCAGGGCCUGUUCUAGACCCCGUUGAACCCCAGCUCAACCGAGAUGUUAACAAUAGAGCUCAGUCUCCUACUGCUCGAACAAAAUAUAAAGCAGAUGAUUAUCAGUUGAGAAAAGCCGGUGAGAGACGGGCUGUUUUAUGGGCAAAAUCUGGAAAUCUUCGGAGUCAAACUAAGUCAUCUCUAGAUUGUAAAGGGGAGAGCAACGAGCUCGUCAAUUGGGCAAGGAUUCCUCUACUAAAUGAGGGUAUGCUUGCUGAAAGAGCUGGGGCUCUAGCUAGGGCUGAUGAUCCGCAUGUCUAUGGAGGAAGUAUAAGCUUAACAACCGGGAAAAUGGGUGGCAAUGGAAAUGAUGUUGAUCAAUUCGGAAUUACAUCCCGGGUUUUACCCGUUUCUAGAGCUAGAUCUAAAACUGCUUACCGCAAGGAAAUCAAACUCUUACAGCGAAAUCAAGGGGCAAAAAAAUCACAAGUCAGCAUCACGAAUGCUGGGAUGAUCCUCAACAAUGACACUCCCGAAUCGUAUCACCUGCCAACUCAUCACAGCAACAAGAAGGGAAGUUGCUUUCCUUGGUUUGGAAGAAGAGGAGUAAAGUCGUUCAGUUUUUUGAAGCAGUAAUACAUAAGAUACAGGAAUUACUUAGAGAUUAGAGCCCAAAAGGAGCAGAGUUGUAACUUAAUGCAUUGAGCUUAGAGUUAAGUGCAUAGGAGGGUACUCAACUUUGAUGAAAGUUCCAGUUAAGGUACUGAACUUUCAUUUGUACCAGUUAAGGUACUCAAAUUGGACGGCCGUUAGUCUAAGGGACUAAACUUUGCUUGUUGCCGUUAACAGCCCCUAAAUUAAAAGUAAAAUGUGACAUGGCAAUAAAUACAUGGUGACGUGGCACUAAAAUACAAAAUGACAGUUAAUUCAGUACCCUUUAAUUCAAAAAAGCCAGCGAAAUUCUUCAACGGUAACAAAUGAAAUAUAUAUUUAAAACUGAACCAUAUUAACAGAUAUAUUAACAUUCAAAAAAUCAUCUCUCUCAAGAAAUCAGGAGCAGCAAAAAAUAAGAACUUCCACAACACGAAAAAUUUCUGAUAUUGGUGUUCUUCCAUCAGCAGCAAAAAAAAAUCAACUUCAUCACCUUCCAUUAAUCAGGCAGCAUAAUGUCAAGAAAUAGCUAUGGUGGUUCCAUGCCCCCAAUUCCCAAAAGAUGUCAUUGUGGGUUUGU
Beta vulgaris subsp. vulgaris (sugar beet) is the source of this 2319-nucleotide messenger RNA. RefSeq lists its product as uncharacterized. Lineage: Eukaryota; Viridiplantae; Streptophyta; Magnoliopsida; Caryophyllales; Amaranthaceae. The coding region runs from base 363 to 1724 and encodes 453 amino acids. The record is from RefSeq and is a predicted model, not a curated record. The transcript has 6 exons.